Messenger RNA from Oryza brachyantha (malo sina), 2361 nucleotides. RefSeq names its product phosphatidylinositol/phosphatidylcholine transfer protein SFH8-like. NCBI's taxonomy places the organism in Eukaryota, Viridiplantae, Streptophyta, Magnoliopsida, Poales, Poaceae. The record is from RefSeq and is a predicted model, not a curated record. The transcript has 15 exons. Bases 157 to 2022 code for a protein of 621 amino acids.
CGUCCCUUCUCCCUCGCGAGCUCCCACCAUUAAAGCCUAGCACUCCAGAGCUCCUCCUCUCUUGGUCCAAAAUCAUCGCCCGAAUCCGAGGGCAGUUUCAGUGGGUUCUGAAAUUGGAGCUUGCUCGGGCGAUUGAUUUUGGAGCCGGAGUUGAGGAUGUCAGGGCCGCUCGAUCGAUUUGCGAGGCCAUGUUUUGAAGGUUUUGCGCAUAACGAUGAAAAGAAAGAGAUCAGAUCUGAUGCAGACAACUCAGAAGGGGAGAAGAAGACUAAAAUAGGUUCUUUCAAGAAAAAAGCAAUUAAUGCUGGGAACAAAUUCAGGCAUUCCCUGAGGAGAAGAAGCAAAAAGAAAAAUGAACCUCGGGUUUCCAUUGAGGACAUAAGGGAUGUUCAAGAUCUUCAAGCUGUCGAUGCAUUUCGACAGUGCUUAGUUGAUGAGGACCUAUUGCCGCAACAGCAUGAUGAUUAUCACAUGAUGCUGAGGUUCCUCAAAGCACGGAAAUUUGAUGUCGAUAAAGCAAAGAAUAUGUGGUCUGAUAUGCUGAAAUGGAGAAAAGAAUUUGGGGCUGACAAUAUAGAGGAGUUUGACUACACCGAGGCGGAUGAGGUUACGAAAUAUUAUCCACAAUUUUAUCAUGGAGUGGAUAAAGAAGGAAGGCCUGUCUACAUAGAGUUAAUAGGAAAAGUUGAUGCGAAUAAGUUAAUGCAAGUAACAACUAUAGAGCGGUAUGUGAAAUAUCAUGUGAAGGAGUUUGAGAGAUGCUUCCAAAUGAGAUUUCCUGCCUGCUCGAUUGCUGCAAAAAGGCACAUUGAUUCAUGUACUACUAUUCUGGACGUGCAAGGCGUGGGCUUAAAGAACUUCUCAAAAGCUGCAAGGGAUCUAAUCACACGGCUGCAGAAGAUUGACAAUGACAACUAUCCAGAGACGUUGUGCCGCAUGUAUAUUAUUAAUGCUGGCCAAGGCUUCAAGAUGUUAUGGAGCACUGUAAAGUCUUUCCUAGAUCCAAAAACUGCUUCAAAGAUUCAUGUUCUAGGAAACAAGUACCAAAAUAAGCUACUGGAAAUAAUUGAUGAGAAUGAAUUGCCAGAGUUUUUUGGUGGAAAAUGCAAGUGCGAGGCAUUUGGAGGUUGCCAGAAAUCAGAUAAGGGUCCUUGGAAGGAUCCUAACAUAAUAAAGAGGGUCCUGAAUGGCGAAGCAAAUUAUGGAAGGCAAAUUGUGACCAUAUCAAGCACUGAUGGGAAAAUAGUUCAUUACGCUAGGCCACAAUACCCAACUCAGAGAAAAGGAAGUGAUGGCUCAGCAGAGUCUGGAUCUGAAGUGGAAGAUGUCGCUUCACCUAUUGCAUCAAGGAACCUGAUAACAAAUCCUCUUUUGACCCCUGUUCAUGAGGAGUCAAAAUUGUUAGCACAUGCUUCUACAUCUGCUUCCCCUCCCAUUAUCGAAGAAACCAUUCCUGUUGUUGACAAGGUUGUGGAUGAUGGAUGGGGCAGUCCCAGAUCUAGUAUGGCAAUUUCUUUCUCAGGUUCAUCACCCUUGAGAAGUCCACCUAUCACAUUUGAUGGCCUCUGGACACAAGUUAUCACAUGGCUGACUCUCAUUAUCGUGAGUCUUUUUGCUAUGGUUCGCUCUGUCCCGAGCAGGAUGGCUAAAAGACUCUCAAGUCAAUCCAAUGACCGUGAUCACUUCUACGUGGAGUAUCCUCAAGAGCCAGAGUACAAGGAAGAAUUCCGCCCUCCAUCUCCUGCUCCGUCUUAUACGGAAAAGGAUGUCCUCACAUCUAUGGUAAGACGACUAGGUGAGUUGGAGGAGAAGGUGCAGGUGCUCGAAACAAAGCCAUCUGAGAUGCCAUUUGAGAAAGAGGAAUUACUCAACGCAGCUGUCCGCCGUGUGGAUGCAUUAGAAGCCGAGUUAAUCUCUACAAAGAAGGCCCUCUAUGAAGCCUUGAUGCGGCAAGACGAGCUGCUUGCCUACAUUGACAAGCAAGAUAUGAUCAAGUUUCGUAAAAAGAAAUUCUGCUUCUGAGAACUAAACGAGGAGGAGCAGAUGAGCAGCUCUAUAUUAACUCUUCAGACAUAGUUGUACGUGUAUAUUGUAUCAAUUAAUUGCCAUGAAUAUGAGUGUAAAAAUGUGUAAUUAGUAGGGGGUUACAAAAUCAGAAUUUGUUGUAUGAGGUGUAUGAGUACGAGUAUGAGAUGGUGUUUGCCUGUCUUCCAGAACCCAGACUAUGCAUCUUGGGUCCUGGCUGUUGCAAAUUAGGCCUGUAAUUUUGUGACUUGCAACAUAGCAAAAUGUGAGUUUGAAUCGUUGUAAAUGGAGCAAAAAUGUAAGUUUAAAUCGUUGUAAUCAUGUGCUGUUGCAAUA